UCGUAACAAAACAAGAGUAAAAACAGUUGUUCAAUGAAAAUUAUUCGGCCUAAAGAAUUCGGCUUAAAAUUCGACAAAAAUGUGACCCUUAUAAAAUAAGUUCCCAAACAGAAGGUACCUAACUACAAAGACUGAAAUAUAAAUGUUUUAACAAUGACUUUAUUCAACGGACUCAUAUCCACAAUCAGUGAUUAAUCGAAAAGUUUUUUAACAAGGAGUCAAAGUGGCACCAUUCAAGUUUAAAUUCAGCAGAAUGUCGAAAUCGAAUUCUUCGACAAGAAGCAAUUCGAUGGAGACUCCUGCUGAAGGCGAAAACGAAUUAGAAAGUCCCAGAGGGAACGUCUCUCCAAUAUUGGAGAAUGCCGACGGAAACGAACUCAUCCCUGCCAGUCCACCGCCAUCAUACGAAUACGUACUCGAAGAGACUCGUCUGAAAGCUAAAAGUGAGCUUUCUUCUCCAACAAACCCUACGAAAGGACCAGAAAUAAUGCAUAAAUCAAGUAAAGAAUUAUAUAAAGCAGUAGCCAAACAGUUUGGAAUAACUUGUAAAAUGUCCGACCAAUGUAGAUGUUUCGACUGCCAAAGUCACUACUUUGACUGUGAAUAUGAGAAGAACGAACAAGAAAAGACCGACGGGGGAUUAGGAGCUGGAACCCCGAUGUUCAUUUCGGAGGUUAUGCAUGGUACAGCAUGCAUUAUUUUGUAAUUUUUAAAAUCUGUUCUAGUAGUUAAAAAACAGAAGACUAAUAAACUGUGUAAGUUUGUAAGUAAACUAUAUUUACCAACUAGUUUAUUAAGAAAUCUCAUAUAGGAUGUGAACUAUGGUGGCUAACAAUCCUGAUUUUAAAACUAGGUUACAUCUUGUACAAAUUAAAAAAUUCAACAGAGGUAAGUGUUUUACGAUGAGUAUCUUAAGUUAAAAAAAAUAUUGAAAAAUCCUUUAUAAAAAGUAUAUAUUUAUUAAAAACCCUCAAAGGGCUACAUAUAAAUUACAGGAAGUUUUGAUCUAAAUAGAUCAUCAUCAGUGCUGAUACAGACAAAUCACAUGCUAAGUCACUAAAAAUACAUGGGUAAAAACUAGGGAUUUUGAAAAAGUAACUAUUCGUUACAAAGUACUCGUUACUUACGAAUACCGAAAGUAACGAUUACUAUACAGAGAGGCAAAUCGUUACUUUGAAUACUUUGAUUACUCUGAUUACUUGGUUACUUCGUACCAAUCGUAUCAGAGCGAGUACCUAUUUGAGUAUUGUAUCUACAAUCAGUUGAUAUUGGAAUCGGACCGGUAUUCCACGAGUGUUCGGUAUCAGUACAGUUAACUAAAAUUUUAUCUAUGAAGGACGAAUAAGGCUAUGAAGAGUUUUACAGGAUUACAGGGCGCUGGGAAGUAGCUGAAACAGAGGGAGGUAUAUCAUUUAACAAAGCAUGCACCCAGAAACAGAUGUCUAUAUGAUAAAAUACGAUUUGUCGAGGUAGAUAAUUCACUGAUUCACUAUUCUUACCAGGCCUAGAAAAAAAAUACGUAGCUUAGAUUGACCGGAAAAAAUGUAGAAAUGAUAAUAUUUCUAGACUGUGAUCAUCAACUUUAAUUUUACAUGUAGGUAUGGCAUUGUUGUUAUUAGACCAGGGCUUCUUCUUCUUCUUGUGCCACUCCUAUCGGAGAUUGGAAAUCAUCGAGGCCACCCUGACUUUGUUUACAGCUGACCUAAAAAGUUCAUUAGUGGUGCAGCCAAACCACUCUCUCAAAUUCCGCAACCAUGACAUUUUUCUACGGCCUGGAUUCCGUUUUCCUUCUAUUUUUCCUUGCAUUAUAUUUUGAAGUAAUGCGUAUUUAUGGCCUCCCAUCAAGUGAUCCAAAUAUUCGAGUUUUCUUCGUUUUAUCGUUAACAAAAUUUCUGGGUCUCUUCCUAUCCUUCGUAUUACUUCAAGAUUUGUGAUUCUUUCAACCCAACUUAUCUUCAGCAUUCGACGGUAGCACCACAUAUCGAAACUUUCAAUAUUUUUUAUAUUGUUCUGUUUGAGAGUCCAGGCCUCUACACCAUAUAAUAGCGUGUUAAAUACGUAGCCUCUUAGCAUUCUUAAUCGUAGAGGGAUGCUUAUAUCUCUGUUGCAGAAGAAUUUUCUCAUAUUUAUGAAGGUGGCCCUGGCAAUUUCGAUACGUCUUUUUAUUUCAUUGUUUUGGUCUCCAGUUUCGUUUAUAGACCAGGGCAUUUAACACUAAAAACACAGGAAUAAAUCUAUUUUUAAAUAGAGUAGGUACCUAGAGACUUGCAACUUUUUGCAUUGUGUUUAGGAUUAGGAUGACGUCUGGAAAUACGUAUACAAUAGAAAAAUGAGUGGAAAUGCAUUAAUACAUUUUAAAGUGUACAAAACGCAACGAAAAAUGCAUAAACAUAUUAAAAUCAGUAUAUUAAGGGCCAGAUUUUCUUAUUUCGUGAUAUUUGGGGUCACUGAACACGAAUAUGCAGUCAGAACCGACCUCCGAAGCACCUGGGUGCCCAGGGUUACCGCUAAGGUACGUCAUCUAGAGUUUCGAGGGUUUGUUUUUGGCACUUAGUUGAUGCAAAUAGAUUACUCGUGAUUACUGAUAUUGUGGAGCAGCAAUGACAGAACAAUUAACAACAUUAAUUAACAAAAUCAUAAAACACAAUAAAAUACCGGAAGAAUGGAGUACCGGAAUGGAUUACCGGUACUCAAAUACACAAGUAAUCAUAGUAAUCAAAAUAUCCUACUAAUAUAAAAUAUGUACUGAGAAAUGCGAUUAUCCAUAUGAUUACCGGUACUCAAAUACAAAAGUAACAAAAGUAAUCAAAGUAACGAAUACUGUAAAUGAUUACUUUAUACAAAAGUAACGAUUACUCAAAAGUAACUAUAAUCAACAUCACUAGUAAAAACACUUAUAGGGCCGGUUGUUCGAACGCUAAUCAACAAUGAUCAUUAUCAAAUAAUUAAUUACUGUCAAUGUCAAUUGUUAAAACAUAAUUAAUUACAAUUCUGAAACUAUAAUCAAUUAAUAUAACAAUAAUUAUUAACAUAAUUAAUAAUAAAUCUCAUAAUUGUAAUUAAUUAUGUUUUCAGCAACCCAAACAAAGUUGACAUUGACA
Diabrotica virgifera virgifera (western corn rootworm) is the source of this 3101-nucleotide messenger RNA. RefSeq lists its product as uncharacterized. The transcript is spliced from 4 exons. The record is from RefSeq and is a predicted model, not a curated record. Bases 254 to 706 code for a protein of 150 amino acids. NCBI's taxonomy places the organism in Eukaryota, Metazoa, Arthropoda, Insecta, Coleoptera, Chrysomelidae.